UGAAUGUGAAUGGGAGGUGCUUGAUCGUAGUCCUCGAACAUACAACGCCCUCAAUCAGAUCGUGACGAGUAGACAGUUCACUUCCCUUCUCACCUCGACAUUCUACGUUUUGCCCAUCAUGGCUGAACAGGACUCCUUCCUCCACCUCACGCGGCCGCUGGGUCCUGCUGCAGUGGGCGCACAGCCAACAACUGCUCCUCUGAAAGUUGUGAUACAACCACAGGCCCUAUUCUCAAUUCUUGACCAUUGUAUUCGCCGACCGCCUGACCAACAACGAGUCAUUGGCACUCUUCUCGGAACCCGAUCAGAUGCAGACGAAUCUCAAGUCGUUGUACAUUCCUCUUUCGCAGUCAGCCACACCGAGACGACAGACCAAGUCGAGGUGGAUAUGGAAUAUCAAAAGGCGAUGCUAGCAUUACAUCUACGAGCAAACCCCAAGGAGGUUUUGGUAGGCUGGUAUGCGACCAGUUCGGAAUUGAACACAUUCUCCGCCUUGAUCCAAAACCACUACAGCAGCCAGGGGGAAGGCACAUACCCAUAUCCUGCAGUGCACAUCACCGUUUCGUCACAACCUGGCCAAGAUGUCGAGGUCAGAACAUAUAUUUCGGCUUCAGUGGGCGUCAGCCCAGAACGAGCCGCCGACUCUGCCGCAUUCGUUCCUGUCCCGUACAGCAUCAAUUACACCGAGGCCGAGCACUCCGGAGUGGAAGCUUUGGAGCAGGCCAAAGAUACCGAAGACCGAAAGGCGACGGUUCUUACGGAUAUUGAAAGUCUGGAGCGUUCCUUGGAAGAUACUCUAGGAAUGUUGGACCGAGUCGGCAAAUACGUGGAAAAUGUGAUCGAGGAGGAGGAAGAGCCAUCCACAGCCUUGGGUCAAUUCCUGCUCAAUACCCUCGCACUUGCACCGAAGGUCGAGCCUGCGGAGAUCGAGAAAGACUUCAACAACCACAUCCAAGACGUUUUGACAGUUUCAUACCUUGCGAACAUGAUCCGGACACAAAUGGAUUUGUCUAACAGAUUAGCCACGGCACAAUUGACGAUGGGCAGCGGCGAGAAUGCAAAUGCAGCUUCGACGGACAACAAAGGCGGACAGAGACAAAACAGGGGAGACAGAGGAGACAGAGGAGACAGAGGAGACAGAGGAGAUCGACAAGGAGGGCAAACAAGGCAGAACCGGGCAGAGAGCGUAUCACUGUCGGCUAUGUGAAGAACGUUACGAAAAAGUAUCAUGCUUUAUUGUUUCGAGCUGUUGCUGAGACAUUGAUGAUGGACUUCAGCAUGGAUCUCUCGCUACCCAGCCGCCUGGCUAAGUGCAAUGAAGCCUAAGAAAAUGCGGCGCCUGGGGUCGGUAAAAGUGCAUUGUAUGCACAUAUGAUUGUGGCUACCGGAUAAAAGAUGCUGUCCAGGGCGGUAGUCGUUGCAGUACGAGCAGCGGUGGGGAGAUUGUUGGCCCUCAUAUGCUCAGGCAGCGUAUGCUGU
This is a messenger RNA of Exophiala viscosa, 1479 nucleotides long. Its product is annotated as eukaryotic translation initiation factor 3 subunit F. Gene Ontology annotation, biological process: translational initiation. The record is from RefSeq and is a predicted model, not a curated record. The coding region runs from base 119 to 1207 and encodes 362 amino acids. Gene Ontology annotation, cellular component: eukaryotic translation initiation factor 3 complex, eIF3m. Gene Ontology annotation, molecular function: metallopeptidase activity; translation initiation factor activity; translation initiation factor binding. The transcript is spliced from 2 exons. NCBI's taxonomy places the organism in Eukaryota, Fungi, Ascomycota, Eurotiomycetes, Chaetothyriales, Herpotrichiellaceae.